This is a messenger RNA of Penicillium bovifimosum, 2670 nucleotides long. RefSeq lists its product as uncharacterized. NCBI's taxonomy places the organism in Eukaryota, Fungi, Ascomycota, Eurotiomycetes, Eurotiales, Aspergillaceae. The record is from RefSeq and is a predicted model, not a curated record. The transcript is spliced from 2 exons. Bases 1 to 2670 code for a protein of 889 amino acids.
AUGCUGUCGGCUCCCGUUAAGUCGGCGAAGCGCAUCUCUUCUCUGUUCUCACUGGGAUCGAAGGAUCGGGACUCUCAGACCUCCCCCGUGUCAUCCCCAGUGUUGAAAUCGUCAGAGAAUCUUCCGAUCGAUAAGCGACGCAGGAGCAGCUCGAGGCCUACCCGUCAUGUCUCGACCCCCAAUGCGGUAUAUUCUUCAGAGCCACGAACCAUGCCCGAUAGGCUGGACCUAGAGAGUUUGCCUCCGCCACCUUCACUGAUGGCGGUGAACCAGGAUUUGGCGAGCAGUGCUCCGAGCUCACCCGUUGGACGUCCCCAAAGCAGAGGCCGGGAUAUGAGCAGGCCCUCCAGCUCGGCCGGAUUGGCUAUCCCGGGAUCAAACCCGGACUCCCGCCCCAGCACACCCUCAAAGCGCAGGAGUUGGAUGCCCGGCCGGUCGCGCGCCAGUUCAAUGGAUAAGCGGUCAAAUCCACCACCUUCACCCAUGCUCCCGGCUGCAUGGAUUGCCGGGCUAGACCAGAAGGUCGUUUAUGAUCUCGGUCCCUUGUCCAGAGGAGAACAGAUCCAAGAACUGUGGAACGAUCAAGGUGACACUUAUGUGUACCUGUUCCCCCAGAAUACCGGCCGUCCCCCAUCCUUCAAGGUUGAUUCCACCAUCUUCGCCGAAUCCCCCUCCCUCACCUACCUCGCACGCGGCAACGAUGGCAAGAGCGGCCUCGAACAACCGACACGAUCCUUAUCACUCAACCCGAUGUCUCCCCCCAUGACCCCACAAGACCGUCUGCCCGAGAACGACACGGACAAUGAUAGCUCGGGAAGCCAGAGAAUGGCGUUUGAGGAUACACUCGACGAACUGCCGGAACUUCAUCUAUAUCUCCCUAUUCCUCUGAACUGCGAUGUCUCCAAUCCACAAGCACGGCUCAGCCAAGAGGACACAGAGACCCUUCUGUUAUUCCGCAAUCUUUUCGCAUUUCUGCUGGGGCAGUCUUUGAUUGCUUCACCCAAAUCCGCUACCCUCUUCUCCAUAUUCAUGGACGUGGCAGUGCUCUUGGCUCGUUUCGAGUUCUCCAACCUGGAUGCGUCCAACUUCGGUGAGACGGCCACAUCCAGCUUCAGCAACUAUUGUGAGGAAUUGCGCUUGGCAGAUGUCCGUCGGAGCAGAGAGAAGACCAUCGAGGCCAUCGUUCUCGGCGAGCGCCUGCGCUAUUAUCCGCUAUAUGUCGAGGGCUUUGUGCACGGUGUUGGCAAGCUGGUUGAGUUGAAGCAACUGCGAAGCCCUAAAUAUACAUUUAUUCACCCCAUCACACAAAAGCGGAUGGAACGUGCGUACAUCGAUCUCGAUAAUCGUCUGCGCGGUCUAUAUGCCAAAAUCGAAGAUUUCGACUUCCCCUCCGUUUUCUCCGGUAUCGCCAACUCGACCACCUCCUUGGAAAGUAAGGUGGUACGCUUCAAGUUCUGGAGGACGGGAUUCCAAGAAUUCCGCCGCUUCACCAUUCAGUAUUACCGACAGAAAUAUGGCUCGUGGCCACCCAAGGCCCGGUCAAAGAAGAAUGAGUUCGAAGAGAGCGGACUCAACCGUCUUCUUCUUUUGGAUCUGUAUCACGACUUCACUGAUCUCUAUGACUUGAUGGUUGACCGCACCUCUCUGACAACUCGCACAAUUGAUGUCUCGGGGGCGGGUAAUGACUCCGCUGAUCCCUCUGAUCCGAAACAGAUGACCGUCCGUGCUCUCCGCCAGGUCCUCUCCGAGUACGACCGCAGCACCCCGCCUGUGCUGCCCCCCAUUCCAUUUGACAUUCCACAGAUGCCUUCGCUGCAGCCCUUGCACCGCAAACCGCUUGACCCCAAGAAAGAGGCCAAGCAGCGCGGCAAGAAGCUCAAGGAUUCGGACAUCAAUGCUGUAUUGAUGGGUUCUUAUACUCGGGAGGCCAUGCGCCCCACAUCCUUCAUUGAGAGCUUCAUGCAGUUCGAGCGUCGUUCCGCCCACGGCAAGAAUAUCCAGGAUAUUACCGACCUCCGAUGUGGCCAGUGGAUCUUCCUCUACGCAGUCAUCCAGGCCCUCCCCAUGCUCGUGGUGGAUGUCCCCGAUGUCCACUAUACCGAUGGUGUGGAGUACUUCCUAUGCAUUGCCCCUCGUGGCGGCGCUCCCUGGAUCCACAACGACACCAAGACUGCUCGCAGCUGGUUCGGAGUCGCCGGUGGUGCUGGUGUUGUGAGCCUGCCAUCUGACGUCGUCAUCAACGGCGUGGAGGGUGUAUACCGCCGCAGUCACUGCUGGCAAGUCGCUGAGCAGUGGGCUGAGGCGGGUGCUCUCAUCGAGCCACCAAUGGUGGAAGACGCUACGUACGAUGAUGAGGAGUCCUCUAUCUCAUCCCCGUACCAGGGCCAAAAUUCCUCAGCGGGAUCUUCCUCUGAACCUCAGUCCAACCACAUGAUGGUCCCCGGUGGGCUGAGUUCACCCCCUCCAGCGAUCCCGCGUAAUCGCUCCCCCAAUGCUACCCAGCGACCGGAGCACCGACACUCAUUCUACCCUGGACUGGAAGCUUUGCCUCUCCCUGCGGGCAUCGCUCCUAUUGAGCCACCCACUCGCCCGAUCAGUCGAUUCAACCCGAACAUGAGUUUCGACGAUAUAUUGAGAGAAGUCCCGAAGAAGGACAAGAAGAAAACAUGA